AGCAGUGGGCCCAAGUCGCAGACUCAUCCCUUGCCAUGGCGUCUCCCCUGCGGCGCUCGGCCGCGGAAGCGCUGAAACUGGGCUUCGAUGGCGCCAAGGUCCUGCCCUUUUCCGCGGUGCCGGGCCCGACCUGGCCUGUCAUCGGUGCUUUGCCCAAGUUUGCGUCCUAUGGCUACAGCAAGAUCAACCACUACUACAAGGACCUCUACAAGGAGUACGGGGUCAUCGUGAACACCUCUAUCCUCAACGAGCCUUCCGUGAUGAUUUCCGACCCCCGGGAGUGGCGGAAGGUCUUCCAAAACGAGGGCAGGUAUCCCAACGGCCUCGCGUCCGGCACCUGGGCGACGAUCCGGCUGGCCCAGAAGAACGGCUAUCCAGAGCCCAAGCUGGCUUCCACGGGACCUGAGUGGCAGAAAACUCGGCAAGCGCUUCAGAAGGACAUCUUUUCCAUUGCGUCGGCCACCUCCUACUGUGAGCCUGUCACAGAUGCGGCGCAGCAGGUCAUGGACAGCCUGAAGAUGAAGUUGGACAAGGGUGAGGUGGACUUACACGAGCUCUUGGUUUCCGGGGUGGCCGACGUGUUCACUGCAGCGAUCCUGGGCAAGUCGUUGGGCCUUUCACAAGGCACUGCCACGGAGGCCCAGCAGCGCUGGACCGAAGGCGGCAUUCGCUUUAUCUACCUCAGCGCCCAGCUGAUGAUGCAGCCCCAUAUCCAGCUUUGGCCAGAGGCCUCCAAAACCUACCGCGAGCUUGAGGAGAUUUACCUGACUAUGGUGCCUGUCACCAUGCAGCUGGUGGAGGACACCAUCGCCAAGUACCAGGACUUCAGCGGCCCCGAGGACGAGUUGCCCUAUGUGGCGCGGGUGGGCAAGCGCGCGGAAAUGUCCAUCAACAACUUGAGCUUCGAAGUGAUGGGCAUUGCCUUGGCUGGGCUGGACACCACCUACCAUGUUCUCCUCUGGAACAUGCUGAACCUUGCGCAAAAUCCGCAUGCGCAGGAGGCCCUGCGUGAAGAGGUGCUUCGGGUCUUGGGGCCCGACGCGCACUUCACCCGCGACAAGCUGUCGGAGAUGCCGUAUUUGAAGGCCGUGAUAAGGGAGAGCCACCGCUUGAGCAUGCCUGGCUACAUCUACACCUUCCGCUUCCUGGACGAAGACGUGGCGCUGUGUGGCUACAACGUGCCAGCAGGGACGCGGAUCAUCAUGGCCUCAGACGGGCUGCAGAAUGACCCGGAGCUGGUGGAGGAUCCCGAGGAGUUCCGCCCAGAACGGUUUCUGGCAGAGGCGGUGGAGGCGCGAAAGAGCGACCCCUUCAAGUCCUUGCUGGACCACAAGCUGUUGGCCUCGCCCUUCAGCUUUGGCCCCCGGAUGUGCCUGGGGGCGCGGCUGGCGGACAUGGAGAUCAUGACGCUCCUGGCGAAGUUCACCGCCAGCUUCGACUUCGAGCUGGCGCCCAACCAGAGUUGGGAGAAGGUCUCGAAGACCAUGGCAGCACCGGAGCCCACGCCGAAGGUGAUCUUCCGACCGCGUUGAGCACCGAUGAUGAGGAACAUCCCUGCUACGCGGCGGCUAGCGAAUGCCAUGUGAGGGUCUAGCACGAAUUUUGGGCUGGAGCCCUUGGGCUCCUUCGUUGACAGACCCACCCU
Molecule: messenger RNA, 1645 nt
Organism: Effrenium voratum
Lineage: Eukaryota; Dinophyceae; Suessiales; Symbiodiniaceae
Source: the annotation of a GenBank genome assembly